This is a messenger RNA of Medioppia subpectinata, 903 nucleotides long. The record is from the annotation of a GenBank genome assembly. NCBI's taxonomy places the organism in Eukaryota, Metazoa, Arthropoda, Arachnida, Sarcoptiformes, Oppiidae.
AUGGACGACAAGUCAGACAUUGAUUGCACAGAAUCUGAGACUAAACGUCGAAAAUAUAAUAAGAAAACUGACGGUCAGUUUGUAUGCGAUUUCAAUGAUUGCGGAAAGAAAUAUAAAACGCGGAAAACUCUGAGAGAACACAAAGACAUUCAUUCGGAUGAGAUUUAUGAGUGCGAUGUCGACGACUGUCGCAAAGUGUUUGCUAUUAAACGCUAUUUAAAUGGACACAAACGAAGGGCACAUAGGCUUAAGACAUCAGUUUCUGGACGUGAUUACAAUGCGAGUGAAACCAAAGACGGCGACGACUCGGACAUCGAUACCAGCGCUAAGACAACUAAACCAAAAGCCAAUUAUUGCUGUGAUUUCAUCGGUUGUGGAAAGAAGUACAGAGAAAAAAGUUGGCUCCGGAUCCACAAACUGACGCAUUUGGGUCAGACUUAUCGGUGCAAAGCGGACGGAUGUGACCAAACGUUUACUACUGAAGGGUAUUUCAUUAAACACUAUUUAGGAAUUCAUGAGAAGAUUCACAACAAGUUGUUGCAAAUCCCGUGUGAAUGGUAUGGAUGUGAGCGACGGUUCACUACUCGGUCUAAACUGAGAGACCAUAUGAAUACACACACGGUUGAGAUUACAUACCGGUGCCAAUGGCCCGGUUGUGACAAAUGGUAUACAACACCAACCGCUCUGUCUGUUCAUGAAAGAAGAGUACACAAGGGUUUGACUGAUUUCGCGUGUCAUUGGCCUGAAUGCGAGUACUCGACCACUAAUCCCAUUAGACUUCAUAAUCAUAUCGAUAGACAACACAAGGGUCUGCAGGACUACCGGUGCUCUCAUACGGGCUGUGAUUAUACGACCACUAAAUGCGGGGAAUUGGAUAAACAUAUGGUUAUUCAUAAACAAUGA